CCAGGGGCCACUCAUUCAGCUUAAAAACAGUGUUAGCCCAGGUCUGAGUGGGCGUCACAUCAACAGAGGCUUAAACUAACCCUCAGGCCUAUGGAGAACCAGAGUGUAGAUACAAAUAUCCUGCUGCUGGAGGGUCUACAGGUCACCCCUCAGUCCUCCAUUCCUGUCUUCAUCCUCCUCCUCCUCAUCUACAUCUUCAUCAUGGUGUCAAACAUCGGCCUUUUGAUCCUGAUCUCCAUGGAGACGAGCCUCCACCAGCCCAUGUACCUGCUCUUCUGUAACAUGAGUGUUAACGACGUAUUCGGGGCCACGGCCAUCAUUCCUCGCUUGCUGGGUGACAUUUUCACUCUGCCUACAGAACGACACAUUCACUACAUCGAAUGUGUCAUUCAGGCCUUUUGUGCUCAAUUUUAUGCAGGUGUCUCUCACACAGCACUCAUGAUCAUGGCCUUUGACCGGUACGUGGCCAUCUGUAACCCCCUACGUUACACCACUAUCAUGACCAACAGGAUGGUGGUGAAGCUGUCGGCGUUGGCCUGGGUGGUCAUUUUUGUUAUGGUGUCCAUCCUGGUGGGCCUCAGCAUGCGCCUGUCACGCUGCAGGCGGACUAUUGCAGGCCCGUUCUGUGACAACGCCUCCUUGUUCAAGCUGUCCUGUGACAACAUCCUCAUCAACAACAUCUACGGGCUUGGCUACACAGCCGUCCUGCUAGGCUUGCUGGGGCAGGGAUUUGAACAACUUUAG
This is a messenger RNA of Monopterus albus (swamp eel), 744 nucleotides long. RefSeq names its product putative olfactory receptor 13C6. Gene Ontology annotation, biological process: G protein-coupled receptor signaling pathway; detection of chemical stimulus involved in sensory perception of smell. The coding region runs from base 91 to 744 and encodes 217 amino acids. The transcript is spliced from 3 exons. Gene Ontology annotation, cellular component: membrane. Lineage: Eukaryota; Metazoa; Chordata; Actinopteri; Synbranchiformes; Synbranchidae. The record is from RefSeq and is a predicted model, not a curated record. Gene Ontology annotation, molecular function: olfactory receptor activity; odorant binding.